AUGUCGUCAAAGCCACACUCUCUGGAGGCUGCUGAUGCCAAAACCAUGAACAGCGCAAAGCAGAUCGAGGUCGUGGAGGAGCUCACAUGGACGCCAGAAGAAGAGAAGGCACUUGUCAGGAAGAUCGAUCUCUUCUUGCUGCCGACGAUCUGGCUCAUGUACCUGCUGUCCUACAUGGACCGUACAAAUAUCGGCAAUGCAAAGAUUGCGGGAAUGGGCACCGACCUCAAACUCACGUCGAACCAAUAUAGCAUCGCUCUAGUGGUCUUCUUCGUCACAUAUGUCGUCUUCGAGCCCCCAUCGAACAUGCUUCUUGUUCGCAUGAAGCCAUCCGUUUACCUACCAGUUAUCAUGACAAUAUGGGGAGCGCUCACAUGUGUCAUGGCCGCUAUUCACGACUUCAAGCAACUCGUCGCGCUCCGCAUUCUAGUCGGUGUUUUCGAAUCCGGUUUCGCACCAGGCAUACUAUUGAUCAUCUCAUCGUGGUACAAGCGAGACGAGCAGUCGAAGCGCUUCGGUGUAUACAUGUCCGCUGCCAUUCUUUCCGGUGCAUUUGGCGGUCUUCUCGCUGGCGCGAUCACAGGUGGCAUGGACGGAACUGCAGGACUUCGUGGCUGGAGAUGGCUCUUCAUCAUUGAGGGCAUUGCAACUAUGGUCUGGGCUAUUGCCUCUUCCUUCAUCUUGCUCGACUUCCCGGCCAACAGCACCCGCUUGACGGAGCGGGAAAGGGCUAUUGCUAUCGCGCGCCUGCGAGACGGCGGUGUGCAGACCCACGUCACUGGUGAGGAGAGAAUUGGAAAAGCAGCAUCUUUUCGCCUUGCCAUCUUGGACUGGCGCACCAUCGGCUUCAUCCUGGGUUACAUGGUUAUCGUCGGCUCCUCAACCCUCUCGUACUUCUAUCCCACGCUCGUAAACGGUCUGGGCUACACAUCCACCGUCCAGGCACAAUACAUGACCGUCCCCAUCUACGCUGUCGCCUUUGUCUGCACAGCCGCAACCACCUACUUCGCCGAUUCCAUCUCACACCACCGCGGUAUCGUAAUUUCCUGCUGGCUCUGCUUCUCGCUCAUCACAUCGAUCUUGGUGUGCACCAUUUAUAACUUCACUGCGCGGUAUGCGCUGCUCGUUCUCAUGGCUGCCGGUCUGUGGGCCUCGAACGCAGUAGCACUUUCUUUUGCUAGUGCGACAUUCGGAUCGAUGCAGCCUGAGGUGCGUGCCAUUGCGCUCGCUUUGGUCAAUGCUCUGGGCAAUUUGGCGCAGAUUUACGGCGCGUAUCUUUUCCCUGCGGACGAUAAACCAAAGUACCUCAUGGGCUUCGGUGUUAUUUCGGGUAUGCUGGGCUUCGGCUGCUGUGUAUAUAUCUUCAUGCAUGUUGCACUCAGGAGGAAGGAGGGCCUUGGCUUCUGGUGA
Messenger RNA from Cucurbitaria berberidis CBS 394.84, 1410 nucleotides. Its product is annotated as MFS general substrate transporter. Gene Ontology annotation, cellular component: membrane. Gene Ontology annotation, biological process: transmembrane transport. The transcript is spliced from 3 exons. Gene Ontology annotation, molecular function: transmembrane transporter activity. The record is from RefSeq and is a predicted model, not a curated record. The coding region runs from base 1 to 1410 and encodes 469 amino acids. NCBI's taxonomy places the organism in Eukaryota, Fungi, Ascomycota, Dothideomycetes, Pleosporales, Cucurbitariaceae.